AGAGUGAAAGACAGAAAGUAUGUUAUUAGCGGCUAGAGAAGUAGAGUUGAGAGUCUUGAGACGGCGCACGGUAGAGUCGGAAAGGAAGAAAAGAGGGAAAUGAACUGAUACGUAUUGCGGUUCUGUUUCUGCACUUGGUGUUGUACUGCUUUUCCACUUUGAGCAGAAAAAUGAAGCAAUGCAAUUAACAAAGCUAUCAUCAUCUGCUAUCACCACCACCACGUUCUUCCAAGUCCACCUCCCUCCCCACACCACAAAACGACGCGUCGCAGAGCAAACCAUCUUGUCCCUCCUCACCACCUGCGACACGCUCACCACCUUCACGCAAAUCCAUUCCCUCAUCCUCAAACUCGGCCUCCACCACAACCCACUCGUCCUCACGAAGUUCGCCGCCACCUCCUCCCACUUCAACGCCGUCCACUACGCCUCCUCCGUCCUCUUCCCAAAUGACCAAACCACCCCUCCCCCUUCCCACGACGCCUUCCUCUUCAACACGCUCAUCAGGGCCUUCGCCCAAACGACGCACUCCAAGCCCCACGCCCUGCGUUUUUACAACACCAUGAGACGGCACGCUGUUUCGCCCAACAAGUUCACAUUCCCUUUCGUUCUCAAGGCCUGCGCCGGAAUGAUGAGGUUGGAGUUGGGGGGAGCGGUGCAUGCCUCGAUGGUGAAGUUUGGGUUCGAAGAGGAUCCGCACGUGCGGAACACUUUGGUUCACAUGUAUUGUUGCUGCUGUCAGGAUGGGUCGUCUGGGCCUGUGUCUGCCAAGAAGGUGUUUGAUGAAAGUCCUGUGAAGGAUUCGGUCACGUGGAGCGCCAUGAUUGGAGGGUACGCGCGUGCGGGAAAUUCUGCACGUGCGGUUACGUUGUUUAGAGAGAUGCAGGUUACAGGGGUGUGUCCUGAUGAGAUCACCAUGGUUUCUGUUUUGUCUGCGUGUGCUGAUUUGGGUGCACUUGAGUUGGGGAAGUGGUUGGAGUCUUAUAUUGAGAGGAAGAACAUAAUGAGGUCUGUGGAGUUGUGUAAUGCACUGAUAGACAUGUUUGCCAAGUGUGGUGAUGUUGAUAGAGCUGUGAAAGUGUUCAGGGAAAUGAAAGUGAGGACCAUAGUUUCGUGGACUUCGAUGAUUGUUGGUUUGGCGAUGCACGGUCGCGGAUUGGAGGCUGUUUUGGUGUUUGAUGAGAUGAUGGAACAAGGGGUGGAUCCUGAUGAUGUUGCUUUCAUUGGGGUGCUCUCUGCAUGUAGUCACUCAGGGCUGGUUGAUAAGGGACAUUACUAUUUCAAUACAAUGGAGAAUAUGUUCAGCAUUGUGCCAAAGAUUGAACACUAUGGAUGCAUGGUUGAUAUGUUGAGUAGAGCAGGACGUGUGAAUGAGGCUUUGGAGUUUGUUCGAGCCAUGCCGGUUGAGCCAAACCAGGUCAUAUGGAGAAGCAUAGUCACUGCUUGCCAUGCCCGCGGGGAGCUCAAGCUCGGUGAGAGCGUGGCGAAGGAGCUGAUCAGGCGCGAGCCAUCGCACGAGUCUAACUAUGUGCUGCUGUCGAAUAUUUACGCAAAAUUGCUGCGCUGGGAGAAGAAGACCAAGGUUAGGGAGAUGAUGGAUGUGAAGGGGAUGAGGAAGAUUCCAGGGAGCACCAUGAUUGAGAUGAAUAAUGAAAUAUAUGAGUUUGUUGCAGGAGAUAAGUCACAUGAUCAGUACAAGGAGAUAUAUGAAAUGGUGGAAGAGAUGGGAAGGGAGAUAAAGAGAGCAGGGUAUGUGCCUACAACAUCACAAGUAUUGCUUGACAUUGAUGAAGAAGAUAAGGAAGAUGCUUUGUAUAGACACAGUGAAAAGCUUGCUAUAGCUUUUGCUCUUCUGAGUACGCCCCCUGGAACGCCAAUUAGAAUUGUGAAGAACUUGCGCGUCUGCGAAGAUUGUCACUCUGCUACUAAGUUCAUAUCUAAGGUUUAUAACCGAGAGAUUGUGGUGAGGGACCGCAAUCGCUUCCACCAUUUCAAGAAUGGUUUAUGCUCCUGCGGAGACUUCUGGUAACGAAUUGGUAAGGGGCAUCAAAGAUUUUCUAUUUAUUUGUUGAAGCCUGAAAGCUUCAAAAGUUUUAAUCAUGUGCUAAAUCAUGUUUGCAAAGUAACUAGUGGAAAAAUUUACAAUGACAGCAAAUUUUUUUCUGGAGCA
Molecule: messenger RNA, 2167 nt
Organism: Glycine soja
Lineage: Eukaryota; Viridiplantae; Streptophyta; Magnoliopsida; Fabales; Fabaceae
Product: pentatricopeptide repeat-containing protein At4g21065-like
Exons: 2
Coding region: 179-2026 (615 amino acids)
Biological process (GO): RNA modification
Molecular function (GO): RNA binding; protein binding; zinc ion binding
Source: RefSeq, a predicted model, not a curated record